AUGCCCCUUAUUUUGACGUUCCUUGUACUAUGGACAUCGUCUAUUGCUUUUCAACCAAUAACUGUUCCAAACCGAGCUUUAGUCGGACAUGUCUACCGCUCUUUAUACGACAUAGACUGGAUCAACUGCAUCCAGUCUUGCCAAGAUGAUCCAAAUUGCUCUUCAUAUAAUUUUGUUCGCUUAUUAAACGGCCUGGGCCAGUGUCAAAUGAUCGACUGUGGUUUGGAAGAUUUCUGCAACACUGAAGGCCUUGUGUUUUCUACUGGAUCAAUAUUCCAACAGAUAGUGCCAACAGGGGUGAGAAAGAUUAUUUUAUUGUUAUAUAGUAAUUUAUUUCCCGCAACGCCGAUAUGGCAAAGCUAUUUUGGAUAGCAUUAACGAUCCCAAGGUCUGAAAUUUGCUUUCCGUCCUCAAAACAUAUGAUGCAAUCUUUAAAAUUAAGAAUAUAAAUGUUCCAGCUGUAAUUAAAGUUUUGAUUUCGUUGUUUGUCAAUAUGCUACUUAAUUUUGCUGCGUCAUUAAAAAUGUUUCGGUUGACAGGGUCGGAUCGAGAAAAUUCAGAAAGGGAAAGUCAGGACACGGCUUAACAGCUCUAUUCUAGAUAUUUUUUAUUUUUUUGAGACGGAAUUCUAUAAAAAUAGUACAAAAUUUCAAAGGAAAAGGGUUUGUCGCGGCCCCCUCGGCCCUCACCUAAAUCCGCUCAUGGCUGACAACAAUCCUGAUUUAAAGUUAGCAUGGCCAGGUUAUUAUCAGUAAGAUGCCUAGUAAAGUAAUUGUAAAGUCGACACCUGGCGGGGAUUUAAUUUCAAGGGUGUAAACUUAUGAUUUUUUGAAAUUCCGAAUUCUUUCAGGGAACAGAAAUUUGCGAGUCUUCGGUGCACGAUCAUGAGUCACACGCAGGUAAGUAGUGACCAGCCGCUACAAAGGCCUUUCGCUGAUCCUCUACCGCAAAAGCCCUGGGGACGAGGAUGGACAUUCAUUAUUCACUUUAAAACUUUGUUUUCAAGCUUUACCCUGACGAGUAAAGAAUAGUACUAAAAAUGCCAACAAACAACGUCUUGCAAUAAAAUGACAUUUUUUUUCUUCCAUGUCAGAUUUCAGCUUGCUAUUUCCCUCACCACAGUCAGUUAAAAACUACGUUGAAGGUCGUCGAAUAAACCAGGAAUUCACCAAACUAAGCGUGUGCUUCUGGGUAAAGGCCACAUUAAACCAUAUAUCAGUGUUCAGUUACAGAGGAACCAGAGGAAAAACGGAAAUGUUGCUGGAAAUCUAUGACACCAACUACCUAAAGCUUACUGUGGGCGAACAAUCCAAGUAAGAAGACUGCUUAGGCACAAUUUGCAGAGGUUUUAUUAAACAACAAAACCGAAAACAAGACUGACUGAGCCAAGCCAUGAGAAUAUAUUUUCUCAUUGGUAAAUCGUUAUUAAGGUCUUUGAUGUAAAGGACUUACAAAGAAAAAGAAAGGUUAUUACAUGAUCCAUUAGCCCAAGCAAAAGAACAGAGGUGGGUACCGACCAUUCCAAAAGAAAAGAGUUUACCAUUUUUACAGACAACAUGUUUUAACUGCUAUACAUGCACAGGUGUAUUUUCCGACGAACAAUUCUGGCCCUGUUUUGUGAGACCCGACAAUGAGAAACCAUUGAGAGCCUAUGUUGCGUCUGUUAUAGACAACUCGCUUUUAUCAGGGAGGGACCAACGUUCAUACUAUUUCCUACCCAUUGCGCAAAAUCCAUUUCCCUAUUAAGGAGAUUUGUGUUGCCCUUACAGCUAGACACUAAUAUUCACACGAUACUACGCAGAAAUGAUGAUGAUGAUGAUCGUUAUUGCUAUUAUCGAUAUUAUUAUUGUUGCUGUUCACUUUUUGUUUUUGUGGGGCCCUAGACCUUUUGAUCUAUAAAAAUUAAUAGAUCCGAUUUACUGUGCAUUUUGCAUGGUUUUGUCCAUGUUUUUUAGGUUGGUUUUGCCCAUCCUAUACAUUUUCUUUGCGAGACAUCAACGCAACACUUGUUAGCCUGUUCCAGGCGUUCGGAUAGUGGAGUGCGGCGCGAAAGGAAGAGAGCGAGAAAAAAAAUAAGGUGGAAAAGAGGUUGUUUUUUUUUCUCUGCUCACAUUUCUUUGCGCCGUCCCCACCAUCUGAACGCCUGGAAGAGGCCACUGAACACUUGUACUCUUGCCCUCCGGAGACACGUGAUAUGGGCAGCGUGAUUUGGUGGGUGUUAGUGUUCAAUGUUAGGGCUUAAAACAGAGUGAGCGGAUGUUGAACCGCGACAUUGUUAACUCAGUCGGUAGAACGUGUAAAACUGCACAGGGGCACCCAACGGCAAUUUUCGGGAAAAGAUCUGUUCGGAAGACGAUUUGAGAUCUAGAAUUUUCGAGGCAUUUGUUGUAAAAUUUCUUACUUGCCUGCCUCUCAUAGGAUUUUCGAACGUCUACAAAAUAGUAUAAUUACUCAUUUUUAACGGAUUUUGACCCUAAAAAAGGCCACCUAGAAUUUUCGGGAGCCUUUUCCUGGCUGAAAUUUUCGAGAAGGUAAGUUUUUAUCCCUAUAAUUUUCGAAUCACUAGAUUUUCAGCUAGGAAAUCCGAACAGAUGAAAAGUUUUUAGGGGAUAAAAAUAUGCCUAUAUCUACCGUUUGAAUACUAAAAUACGUUCAACAAUGCUAUGUUAAGUGGUUUUGAACUAUAUCCUCGUUGGGUGCCCCUGACUGCAGAGCGGUAGGUCGCAGGUUCGAUUCCCGGGGCCGGACCAAUACUCAGGGUCUUACAAUAACUGAGAAAUGAAGGUAUUUCCUUUGCACUGCAACAGGCUAGACCUUCGCGUGGCUCGGAUGACCACGUAAAAUGGCGGUCCCGUCUCCAGUUGGAGACGUAAAAUAUGGUGUCCCCAAUUAGUGCAACACAUUGACACUCAAACAAAGUGCAUUUUUAUUUUUUAUUAUUAUCAUUUGAUUUCUCAGCAGAGAUUUUCUGUGCUGUCUGUUGUUACGCCAUCCUGACGAGUCACAAUAACGGCGAAACAGCUGUUGGCGGCUACCACCCCACUCUGUUUUGGGUUCUAUGCUGAUGUCUUGAAAACUUAAUUCUCACGUAGUACGAUCAGCAUUGCAGAAUUCAAUAUAUUGUGUCUACUCGGUAUAUUUUGCUGAUCAGAUCUUCUUUAGAAAUUCCGUUCUGCGGCAUAUUCGUUUGCGGUCCUUUGCAGUUAAUGUUCACAAUUAUUGCUAUUAUGUACCAUUGUUAGAAACAUGUUUACAGAUAAACCUUAAAUGAAAGAUUUGGGCUGAGACCUUGAGUUGUUGUAGUGCACGUCUGCCGAUGUCAACAAAAACUCAGAAUAUUUCCUUGAAAGGCUGUCUAUACAAGCCCUGAUUAUUAAUACUAUUAUUAAUAUCUCUUUCCAAAGAAAAUCCUUCCAGUGUUCAUUUUUCAAAUUUAUUCUUCCCUUCGAUACGACCUAACUUAAUUUCUUUAUUUACAUCACAUCCAACAGAAAUAUUAUUGUAAAUUCAGUCAACGAUGGCCACUGGCACCACAUUUGUGUAGCUUGGGAAAACGCUGAAGGACAAUGGGCGAUCUUCAAGGAUGGGUCAGUGGUAGUGGAUAAUGAAAUAGGUUUUCAGGUUGGUUAUAAUAUUCGUCCGGGAGGAAAGUUGUUCAUUGGCCAAGAACAAACACGAGAAAAGAACUUCGAUUCAAAACGAUCAUUUGUUGGUGAACUGGCGGAUUUCAACUUCUGGCCAGAGUAUGUGACGGACAUAGAAGUCCUUAGCAUGUCUAAAUCUUGUAUAAAUAGAAAAGGAGAUGUAUAUAAGUGGUCUAAACUUAGGCAUAGGAUUAAAGGAAAAGUAGUAGUCAUUAGGCCUUCUUCGUGCAGGCCCUGA
This is a messenger RNA of Porites evermanni, 3882 nucleotides long. Lineage: Eukaryota; Metazoa; Cnidaria; Anthozoa; Scleractinia; Poritidae. The record is from the annotation of a GenBank genome assembly.